AUGCCGCUCAACGAUCGUAUUCCGCCUCCGAGGCUGUCCACUAAGUGGGAGAGAGAUGAACAACGGCUGCCCGAAACAAACUUGGCCCUUCAGCUUGAGUACUUCCAGAGGUCGCAGAGACGAACCGAAAGCCAGAAGAAUGUAGCCAUCACUAAAAUUAUAGAAAUAAUAGUAGAGGUCGAAAAACGCAGCCUGCUUUUUCCAAGCCUGAGACCUGAGGACUGGAACACAUCUUGGGAACAUCUCUGUAGCUCAGGUAUCCUAUCCCAUCAACUCUGCCUCGCCAUUGCUUUCCAAGUCGAGAAGCGCGAACCUGGUCCAAUGGCGUUUGAAUAUUCAAGAAAGCUACAAAGUACCCUUGGUCUUCGCUUUUACAUUGGUGUAGGAAGUGUCGAUGCGCUGCGCAAUCUUGAUCUUGAAGCUAAAUGGAUUACUGCCAUUGCCAUUCCCGCUGCUCGCAGGCAACAUGCUCUUGUCGGUUUAUCCGAGGCAUGCGCUAUAGCUGGAAAUCUCAACGAUGUUAGGGGAUUUACCGGAGAUAUACUUCCCGACAAUAUCUCUGUCGUUCCUCAAGCACCCCGGCUCAAUAGGGACCCUCAAAGUGAUCUCUACAUCCGGACCAAGGAGGGACGGAGAGGGACGACUGUUUCACGCGAAUCGACACUCCUUUUCCUCGCAUAUAGAGCUCUUGUGUGCCAUUAUACGGUAUGGUUCUGCCCUGCAAAGAGGCUUGAUCAAGGACAUAGCUGGGAUUUCAAAGCCGUAAUUGAUCAGAUGGCUAAAGAGUAUGAGUCUGUUAUACAGCUCCGAAACCGCUCAUGGGUCCGUUGCGUAUAUGGCGUUCCUAGUGUUGUGAGCUGUGAAGCUAAAGUCUGGUUUGUGUGGGCCGCUGGUACAGAGCCUGUUGCCAUCUGA
This is a messenger RNA of Guyanagaster necrorhizus, 915 nucleotides long. RefSeq lists its product as uncharacterized. The coding region runs from base 1 to 915 and encodes 304 amino acids. Lineage: Eukaryota; Fungi; Basidiomycota; Agaricomycetes; Agaricales; Physalacriaceae. The transcript has 4 exons. The record is from RefSeq and is a predicted model, not a curated record.